Molecule: messenger RNA, 2453 nt
Organism: Leopardus geoffroyi (Geoffroy's cat)
Lineage: Eukaryota; Metazoa; Chordata; Mammalia; Carnivora; Felidae
Product: olfactory receptor 3A3-like
Biological process (GO): G protein-coupled receptor signaling pathway
Cellular component (GO): membrane
Molecular function (GO): olfactory receptor activity; G protein-coupled receptor activity
Source: RefSeq, a predicted model, not a curated record
AGUGAGGAAAGUAAAGGCACAGCUGCCUUGUCCUGGAGGCAGGUGUCACAGCAAGAAGGUGGCCAGUGUCUAGAGCGGCCUGUGGCUGGUGGAAGCAUUUCAAUGAGCAACGUCACCAGGGAGCGCCUCAGCCUGAGCCUCGGACUGUCUGUGUCUGCCCUGUUCUUUGUCACUGUCUACGGGGCAGGCAGCUCUCAUCUCCAGGCACGGGCGGGAGGAACCUGCAGCCGGAAAACAAGGAUCUUUCAACACAUGCCUGUCUAUAAACGAAGCACCGCAUCGUUAGAAUGAAAGAUAAAAACCAUAUGAUCAUCUCCCUAGGUGCAGAAAACGCAUUUGACAAAAUAGAACAUAUUUCCAUGAUAAAAACCCUCCACGAAUGGGGGCAGAGAAGUUGUAUAGCUCAAUACCACAAAGCCCACAUAACGACAAAACCCACAGCUGACAUCAUACGCAACAGUGAGAGGUUGAAAGCUUUCCCUCUAGAAUCAAGAACAAGGCAAGGCUGGUCAGAGACGUACCGGGUUAAAUUUCAAUCCUGGACGUUGAAAUGUGUUGAGGAUUGGUCCGUGGCUCAGAAAAUGCUUUAUCUUGGCGAACAUACUUGUACUUGAAAAGAAUGUGUAGUGGACACACAUGUGAAAUUCACAUCUCCUGUUUAGUGUUCUAAAGACAUCGGUCAAGGUGCAGGUUUCUGCGCGUGGUUCCGGGCAGCUGGGGAAUGAGACCCGAGUGUCGCUGUUCCUUCUGGAAGGGCUGGCCGACGCAGAGGCGUUGAGGCCCUUGCUCUUUGUGAUCUUUCUGCUGGUCCACAGCGUGGCUGGGCAUUGCCAGCCUUACUGUGAUGGACUCCCGACUCCACACUCCCAUGUACGACUUCUUAGUCAACCUCUCACUGCUGGACACUGCCUAUAUCUCCAGCACGGGGCCUCAGGUGCUGGAACACCUGCUGGCAGCAGUGCGGACCGUGCCCUAUUGUGCUUGUCUUCCCCAGAUCUUCUUUCUCCACUUCCUGGCUCCCUGGGAGUGCUUCCUGCUCACAGCCAUGGCCUAUGACCGCUAUGCAGCCAUCGGCCGGCCACCGCACCACCUAGUCCUCAUGGGCCGUCGGCGGACCCGGGCAGGAAUGGCUUCCACCUCCCUCCUGCUUGCCUUGGCCGAUGCGGUCGCCCACACCGUCCUUGCAGCUCCACUGAGGUUCUGCGGGCCUCGCCUCAUCACCCACUUCUCCUGCGGCCUCCCUCCACUGACCGGACUCUCUUGCUCAAGCACGUGGGCCAGCGAACUUGCCCUGUUCGUCUUCAGUUUCGUGCUGGCUCUUGCAGCCCGUGCCCCGGUUGCGAUCUCCUGUGUACGUGUUGUGGCUGCGAUUCUCAGGAUUCACUCCGCUGAGGGCCGAAGAGAAGCCUUUUCCACCUGUGGUGCUCACACCACCGUGGUCUGCAUUUUCUACAUCGCUCCAGUCCUCUGCUACAUCCUCCCCAGCUCCGCGUGCUCUGGCUUGCGGGACCGGGUGCUCCCUGUGCCGUACGUCGUCCUCACCCCCAUGCUCAACCCCGUCAUCUACAGCAUGCGAAACAAGGAGGUGAAGAGGGCUUUGUUCAAGGCCCUCGGGAAAGAAAGUGCCUCCUGGGCACCGGUCACAUCAAAUCAACGAGGAGUGUCCCCGGCUCAGGAGUUUCUCACAUCCGAAUGUGCUCCCAGUGCGAGGUGCCUGUCAGUCUCCACCUGCUCCACACCCCACCCUCGUCGCACACUGGAUGCCGUAUGGAUCCCUCCCUGUACAAUGUAUUACACGAAGGCACCAAUUUUGCUGUGGACCAGAGCCAGGCUGUGACGUUUGCAUGGGACAUGGGAAGGGGCGUGGCCCUCGUACACACUCUAGAGCCCCUCAUCCCACGACACGCACUCAGCAGCCGUAGUGUAAUGAUUGAUGAGGACAUGACUGCCCGAAUCAGCACGGCCGACGUCAGGUUCUCCUUCCAAUGCCCUGGGCGCAGGUAUGCACCUGCCUGGGUGGCCCCUGAAGCUCUGCACAAGAAGCCUGAAGAUACAAACAGACGCUGAGCAGACACGGGGAGUUUUGCAGUGCUUCUGUGGGAACUGGUGACACGGGAGGUACCCUUUGCUGACCUCUCCAACACGGAGAUUGGAAUGAAGGUGGCACUGGAAGGCCUUCGGCCUACCAUCCCACCAGGCAUUUACCCCCGUGUGUGUAAGCUCAUGAAGAUCUUCUCCAGGGUGGGGCUGGCACAUGCCAGUGCUUUGGGGGUGAAUCCAAUCACACAGGAGUUUGAAAUUUCAUGCACGUGAUCCAUUUGGUGAAUCCUAUUUUGGGUGCCAGGUUUCCCCCCAUUUUCAGCAACGAUCAAGUAUUUCUGUUGCUCUUUCCCCCCCCCCCCUUAUUCUAAAACACUGCUUUCUAUUUAUGGAAGUAAAACAUGGUCAUUGCA